Molecule: messenger RNA, 570 nt
Organism: Paramuricea clavata
Lineage: Eukaryota; Metazoa; Cnidaria; Anthozoa; Malacalcyonacea; Plexauridae
Source: the annotation of a GenBank genome assembly
AUGGCUCUUAGCGGUAUUGAACUUCCUGUGAUGCAAUGGGACGGCGAAAAUCUCAAGGAAAAUUGGCGACGUUUUAAACAACAUGUCGAAUUAAUGUUCUCUGGACCGCUGAGAUCAAAAAACGAAGCGGAGAAAUGCAGCUACCUACUCAUCUGGGUAGGGCAAAAAGGCAGGGAUAUAUACAACACAUGGUCGGAUAUCUCAGAAACAAACAGAGGUAAAUUAAAAACAUAUUAUGAUCGAUUCGAAAAGCAUGUCAAUCCGAAAGCAAACCCCGUCUUUGCCAGAUAUAAGUUUCAUAACAAAAUACAAGGCCCCACCGAGCCAGUAGAGGAAUUCACAACAGAGUUACAACUCCUAGCCCAAGAUUGUGAGUUCCACGACCAAAAUGAAAUGGUUAGAGACCGAAUUGUGUUUGGGACAAAUUCAAACAAAGUGAGGGAAAAACUUAUAAUGGAAGGGGCAGAACUCACGCUAGAAAAAGCUAUACAAAUCGCAAGAACCUAUGAAAAACCCAAGCCCAACUCAAAAGCAUGUCUCCUGAAAACAAGGAAGAAAGCAUUCACUUAG